AAGAAAUGAGGCACAGCCACAACUAAUUUUGUCUUAUGGACCCCCUCCCCUUGCUUUCACUGCCACCACAACUGUCACUACCAUUCUGUUUCAUUGGCUAUUUAGUUCUUUAAUUUUGCUGCUUUUUAAAAGAUCCACAUACAACAAUUUCCUCUACCAACACACACUAGACAUUAGUAACUGAAAUUCUUCUUAAUUUUUCGGGCUGAUGGCUUGUAACUAUGCGGUAUGUACAACUCUUUUGGCUGCCAUGGAUGGGCUUUGGUAUCAUCGACUGAUUCUAUUCCACCCGUCCGAUGCUGUUUCAGUGCAAGAACCUGUUUCUUCCGAAUCAUUUAGUUCGUCGUAUGAUUCAUAUCAAUCAUCAAGCUGCACUUCUGUUACUGAGCAAGACCAUGUUUUAUCAGAUCAAUCUUUACUCACUCCUCAACAGAGUAUUGGUUCAGAAGUUGAAGAAAGGGAAAAGAUAAUGGAAGUACUAAAAAAAAUUCGACCCUCGAGGCUUAAUAGAAUCAAGACGCGUUCUAAUCCAUCAUCGCCAACAUCAACUCCAGCUAAAGCUAUUAGAAGCAAGAAGUACACUGGUUCAGUUAUGAGGUUGCAGAAAACCAUGAGCUGCAAGAGCUUGGGGGAACUUGAAGUCGAAGAAGUAAAGGGUUUUUUGGAUUUAGGCUUUAGAUUUGAUUCUCAAAAUUUAAGUCCAAGAAUGAUGAGCGUAGUUCCUGGAUUACAAAGGCUUGCUGGAGCACAGAAUAGUGAAAUUAUUCAAAAAGAGACGAUUGAUCAAGUGCUUGCAAGUAGUAAAUUAGAUGAUCAAGAAUUAGGUGGUGGUGGAAAUGAGAUGAGAUCGGAAUCAGGUGUAUUUAGGAAACCAUAUUUAUCAGAAGCAUGGCUCAUAAGGAGGUCUGAUUCACCUCUUUUAAAGCUGAAAAUUCCAAGAAAUUCUGAAGCUGCUGAUCUAAAGAAACAUCUGAAGCAAUGGGCCAGAACUGUGGCUACUGUAGUUCAGCAGGAAUCUUGAUUGUUCACAAAACAUCAUCAUAUCCAUCUCAAUGCAUGCUAGACGUCUAUAUUACUUCAAUUGUACAUAUUGAUAUUAUGAGUGAUUAAGUGGAUACAAGUGGUUGCUUUGUUCAAAUAGUUGCUGAGAAUUGGUAUUUAAUAAGGUUGCUUGGUCGACAUUUUCAAUGAAAACAAAGAAAGUGGAACUUCCUGCAGAGUAUACAUCUCCUUCCUCAUUAUAAACCCUCCUCCCACCUUCAGUGAAACUCUUAUAUGUAGACGACACUUAUUGUCCUAUUCCCCCAGGAAUUCAAAGACGGGAUUAAAAUCAAAGGAAAUACUACUUCCAAUGACAAGUCCAGUGUGAUGGGGGAAUUCUGCAGAAGGGAUUAAUGCUCCAUUUUGUAGGAGGAAAUGAAAUUGGAUGGAAUAUAAUGAAAAAUGUAAUAUUUCGUGCAUAAAUAAUAUUGCUAUUGUCAUUCUUUCUUUCACUUCA
Daucus carota subsp. sativus is the source of this 1498-nucleotide messenger RNA. RefSeq lists its product as uncharacterized. Lineage: Eukaryota; Viridiplantae; Streptophyta; Magnoliopsida; Apiales; Apiaceae. The record is from RefSeq and is a predicted model, not a curated record. The transcript is spliced from 2 exons. Bases 209 to 1021 code for a protein of 270 amino acids.